Messenger RNA from Lepisosteus oculatus (spotted gar), 3225 nucleotides. RefSeq names its product growth hormone releasing hormone receptor 2 (gene ghrhr2). Lineage: Eukaryota; Metazoa; Chordata; Actinopteri; Semionotiformes; Lepisosteidae. The record is from RefSeq and is a predicted model, not a curated record. Gene Ontology annotation, biological process: cell surface receptor signaling pathway; adenylate cyclase-modulating G protein-coupled receptor signaling pathway. Gene Ontology annotation, molecular function: vasoactive intestinal polypeptide receptor activity; peptide hormone binding; G protein-coupled peptide receptor activity. Gene Ontology annotation, cellular component: plasma membrane.
CACAACUCUCACGACAAAAGACCUGCGUUGUUUUCUGAGUCGUUAGCAACGACAACUAAAAAAAUCCAUUUGUCUUUCAUAAAUUAAACAUAAUAAUGAGAAACCAUUUGGGCACGCAAAACCGAAGCCGAACUAUUUAAAAUAUUCAGUCAGGCGACUUAACGUCCCUGUUAAAAUUCCAUUAUCCCCCCGCCCUUCGUGCCCAGCAGAUGAAUGAUUUCUGCUUUUCGUGUUGGCAAAUUCUUCACUGUCAAAGACAAGGCUGCAUUCCUCAAGACUGGCCCGUGCUUGAAAGGAGAGCUCUCCUUAAGAAUGAUCACUGCUAAUGAGCGUUACUCCUGUAUGGGUCUCGUACAUGGCAGAGAAGCGGCUACUCAAAAGACGUUGAAAUCAAACUGUCUGACACAUGAAACAAUGGUCAGUUUUAUUUUUGUAAAGUACAAUGUCUUUUACAGCAUUCCGUUAUUAAGAUGCGAGGUGGUCACAUUCACGAAUACUCUCCUUUAUCCUAUAUAAGGUUUGAGAGUAGACGGUGCGUGUUGGGGUGGGGGGUAAACAUAUAUUUAGAGAAAAUGAGAAGCAGUUUUAUUCUAACAUCUUUUUUUUUUAAUGAAACUCUAGUUUUAAACACCAUAAUACUCUCCGCUUAUUAUGCCCCGGUUUAUAAUCUUAGGUCAAGGUUCUAUAUUAAAACAUUGGCUUGCUUUAAACCUGGCGAAAUAAAACUCAAAAAUUAAAAUCGGACUUUUACAGUAAAUGGAUGCAGAACAGCGCAUUCUGAACAUCACACGAUCUCAUUGGAGGACUAAUUCUCUUGAGCCUGGUGUUGAGAGGGCUGCUGUUAAUUGCGACAGAAAUAAAUGACAUUUUCCGCGCUGUAGCGAGUGUAGCUCGAGAGGAAAGAGGGAGAGACCCCCUUUUAAUUUCUAAAACUUGCGUUCGAAGCCUCUUUUUAUUUACAAAUGAACACAAAAAGCCCUGGAAUCCGUUUCCUUUCUGUGCAAUGGAUGUUUUUAACAAUUGUGACCUGUACUCAUCCCGACUGCUCUCUAGUCCUCCAUUUCCAAACACGAGCAGCCCUGUGCCUCGCUCGGAUGAAGACCGGUAACGACCACGCGUUGACGUCCGCCGACAACGACAGCACAGGCUGUCUGGUGGAGUGGGACGGCGUGAACUGCUGGCCAGCAGCUGCAGUAGGAGACAGAGUGACCAUGUCUUGUCCUGAGGUCCUGCGACCUCUCGGUGCACCCAAAGCUUCAAUCAGCAGAAACUGCACUAUUCGUGGAUGGAGUAAACCCAGCCUGCCUUAUUACCACGCCUGCCAGUUUGAAGACAAUGGUGAGGAAACGGAAGAUAAGAUUUCCUUACACUUAAAACAAGAAUACUUUGCUACUGUCAAGCUGCUAUACACGUUUGGAUAUGGAACUUCACUGACUGCUCUGGUCACUGCUGUCCUCAUAUUUUGUACAUUUAGGAAACUGCUGUGCAUGAGAACUUACAUCCAUAUCUGCCUGUUCUUGUCCUUCAUACUGCGGGGGGCUGCUGUGUUUGUGAAGGACGCUGUGCUGUUCGCAGACGAAGGCAUGGACCACUGCACCACCUCAACAGUGGCCUGUAAGAUGGUGGUCACAUUCUUACAGUACUGUGUCCUAGCCAAUUUCUUCUGGCUGCUGGUAGAGGGGAUGUAUCUGCAAACCCUGCUGGUAUUUACCUUCACUCUCGAGAGGAGGUUCUUUUGCUGGUACACUGCUAUAGGAUGGGGUUCUCCUAUGAUUUCAGUUUUAAUCUGGGUCCUUGCCAAAUCACAGUUCGACAACAACGGGUGCUGGGAUGACUUGGAGAGCUCCUUUUGGUGGAUUAUCAAAGCCCCUAUUCUCCUGUCGGUGUUUGUUAAUUUCAUAAUAUUUGUAAAUGUCAUCAGGAUAAUUCUUCAGAAAAUCAGGACCCCAGAAGUGGGCGUGUGUGACCGAUCACAGUACAUGAGGCUGGCCAGAUCCACGCUGCUGCUGACCCCUCUGUUGGGAGUCCACUACGUCGUGUUUGUCUUCUUCCCCGAGCACGUGGGAGAGAGGCUCCGACUGUACUUUGAACUUGUCCUGGGGUCUUUCCAGGGAUUUAUUGUUGCACUCCUGUACUGCUUCUUGAAUGGAGAGGUGCAAACUGAAAUUAAGAAGCAUGUGGGCAAGUGGCUGUCCACAGCUGAAAACAGCCCCUUUAACCCCAUCACCCAAGACUACACGGCCUGAGUGAGCUGUGCCAAAGACGACACAAGGUUCCCUUUUGAUGAGGCUGUGCUUGCAGUCUUCAAAAACUCAUUCAUUUCCAAUGCGUCCAGACUCUCACUAGAUUAAGGUGCAGUGAUAAACAGACACACUUCUGGGUGCUGUGUGCGACAUACACAAAUCCACUUUAAUAGAAUGCGUGACUUGCAGCAUGAAAAUCUGGUUGAAAGUGGAGUCCACUAUUAACUUAUCACUUUUUUCCUGUAAUAUGGAGCCAUUCCACUUUGCACUCUCAGUAAUGCAAAAAAAUAAUUUUUCAAUGAAGGUACUGUUGAGAACGUUCAUGCAAAUGCGACUAGUCUCUCAUGUUUGUGUCGGAGCAUCCUAAAUCUAGGAACCUUGAUCAUAUUCUCUAAAGCUUUUAAACUGUACAGGAUUGAUUCGACAGAGGUAACUUCGAAACAUGAACGCUAGGUGGGGCCAGUGGUAUGUGAAGCGAUGUACGGCCAUUUAAAUUUGUAUUCUGUCUAUAUACACACACGUGUUUAAAACACGCACAUGGAGAGUACUCAAUUGAGUGGUCCAAACUUCGUUAUGAAAGUACUGUUUGCAGAGAAGAUGGGGAAAAGAGUACAAUGGAAAACCUUUCAGAAUUAACUGCAGAAUUCUGGGGGGAUUUUAAAGAGGGAUUUUGAACAUUAGCCGGUGGUGAUAUGUCAAUACUGUAGCUGUCUAUUUACAUCUGUAAGUGUAGAUGUGCAUCUUUCUGCAGAACACUCCCAUCUAAAUUUAAUGGGAAUUAAGAACUAAAAACCACUGUUAUGUUGUAAUAAAUGUUUUCACAUGCAACUAGUAUUUUGUGGUUUCCUACGUGAUGGGUACGACUUGCUGGCGCGUCUUUCAUUCAACACGAUCCUGGAGAUUCUUAAGCAACAGCCCCGUGCUGUAAAAGGUUCACCCUGGUGACUAUGCAAUGAUACUCAUCCCUUCCAAGAAAUUGUCU